AUGCCGAGCGCUGCGGUCGAGACCUCCACAAGUAUGCUUCAAGCACACAUCCUCUUCCUCAAAUGCUGCAUGUACACACAGACGCGUAUUGAUGACAUGAUUUGCAGCUCCGAAAUUCAUUCACUUAAACACACGCUGAGCAGGUUCCAGAUCCUCCACGAGGAUCAGUCCCGUUCUAAACUGAAAAACCGAAAUGCUCAGGGCCGCCUGGACUGCAUCUCAAACUCUGCCUGGGUGACGUGGGACGUCUCAGAAGGAGCCCUCGGCUACGAUGUGAUGGCCCGAGAGGUCGGAGGUCACAACACCAGCUGCACAACCACCUCUUCUCCCUGUAAUAUCCCAGAUCUGAAAUGUGGGACCCAUUACGACUUCCAUGUCACUGCUGUCAACAAACACUGCCGCAGUAAUCACAGCACCUUUGAGCUUGAGACAGGUCCUUGUGCUCUCACAUCCAUUACUGCAGUGACACAAUGCAACAGCGACACAAUCCUGGCUGAAUGGGAGAUGAAGGAGAACACUCCGCUCUACCUGGUGACCGCCGAGGGCCACGACCAAACCCUCAUUUCCUGUAACAGCUCCUCCAACUCCUGCGUUCUCCCGGAUAUCAGCUGUGGCAUGCAUUACAGCAUCAUAGUAUCGACGUCUUCUGAUAAGUGCAGCAGCCUCAGAAGCCCACCGAAGAAGAUCAAAACUGCUCCCUGUGUCCCAGACAAUGUGACAGUGGAGGCAACAUGCGAGGAGAAUGGGGCCGCGGUGACGUGGGGCCGCUCCCCGGUGGCCACAUCCUACCAACUGACAGCGACAGGGAAGGAUGGACAUGUAGCGAGCUGCAACUCCUCAGUAAACAACUGCACCCUGGGGGAUCUGCACUGCGGGCAGACGUACAACUUAAGCAUCACCGCCAGUGGAGACAACUGCACCAGCAAGCCCAAUACUUCAUCCUUCAGAACAGUGCCCUGUGAGCCCUCUGGUCUCGCAGUGGAUAUUGAUUGUGAGACCCACUCUGCCAUGCUGUCUUGGGGUGCCAGUGAGGGCGCCGUGGAGUAUUUUGGCUGCGCCCGAUCUACGGAUGGGGACGCGCUCUACUGCGACAGCACAGUCACCUCCUGCAAAAUCGAAGGCCUGGGAUGUGGUGACAUUUACAAUUUCUCUGUCGAAGCCUCAAACGGUGUCUGCAACAGCUCGUUUAGUGCACCACUGUGGGCGGGAGCAGCCCCAUGCGCUCCGACUGUUCUUAAUGUCCGAAUGCAAAGGAUAGGCCAAGCUCACUGGGCCAUGAUGUCAUGGGACAAUGUCAAUUGUUCUGAUGUUGAGUACCUAAUGGAGACAACCGGUCGGAUCCAAAACAACCCACAGACCCUGAUGCAGGUCUCUUCUUACUGGUUGCCCAGGGCCUACUUUGAGUUCCCAAUACCUUGCAGCACAGCUUAUAACUUCACUGUACGCUCCAGAAACUCAGCCGGCGCCAGCGAGCCAUCCGGUGCUUUUACUGGAGUCACAGUGCCGUGUGCGCCACAGCAUGUGAAAUACACUGGUGACAGCGUGUCUGCUGUGCUUUCCUGGGAUGCAUCAGUGUUCGCUGUAAGGUACGCCGUCUACAACGUGUCCGGGGAAGCCCGUGUCGAGCUUUGCAACACCACCGGACUCUCCUGCCAGAUGACCAGCUUUGACCCUAACGCCACUGAAGUGACAGCCAGCAAUGCAGAGGGAGAAAGCAUCCCUAACCGAGAUAUAACAGGUCCAGUAGGAGCUCGCAGAAGAAGAGAUUUGCAGGCCAGUGGAAUCUAUGCCCACUCGGAUAACAAUCUGGAAAUCCCAAAAGUGCUGAAUGUAACAGUAAGUGGAGUUUCCUUGUAUGUGAAGUGGAUGACGGUGAAGAAUGCCACUGAGUACACGGUCGUAAUUGUGGAGAAGCAGCAGACCAACCAGCCACCAAGAAUGAGAACCGUGGAAGGUCAUUUCUUCAAUGAGACUGACCUCAAGCCGUGGACCACCUACUGCUUCAGGCUGGCAGCCCAAAAUACCAUCAGCCAAAGCACCUACUCCAGGCCAAUGUGUAGAAUCACUGGGGCCUCCCAAUGA
Cyclopterus lumpus (lumpfish) is the source of this 2082-nucleotide messenger RNA. RefSeq names its product fibronectin type III domain-containing protein 7-like. Gene Ontology annotation, molecular function: protein binding. The record is from RefSeq and is a predicted model, not a curated record. NCBI's taxonomy places the organism in Eukaryota, Metazoa, Chordata, Actinopteri, Perciformes, Cyclopteridae. The transcript is spliced from 9 exons. Bases 1 to 2082 code for a protein of 693 amino acids.